Papaver somniferum (opium poppy) is the source of this 1657-nucleotide messenger RNA. RefSeq lists its product as uncharacterized. Lineage: Eukaryota; Viridiplantae; Streptophyta; Magnoliopsida; Ranunculales; Papaveraceae. The record is from RefSeq and is a predicted model, not a curated record. The coding region runs from base 88 to 1005 and encodes 305 amino acids. The transcript is spliced from 2 exons.
UUUCCUCGGUUAUUAGCGUGCUUUCUUUUGCUGUUACCUAUAACUCUAGAAUUCUGGGAACCCCAGUUAUUAAAUCUCAGAGUUACAAUGGGCAGAAGUAGUAGUGUUUUAGAAAGUGAGAUUAGAAGAGCAAAAGAGGAAGCUCAACAUUGGAAGUUGAGUUGUUUGGUUCUAAAAUACCAAAAUGCGGAGCUUAAAAAUCAGCUUGAAGUUGGUAAAGGUAAAUAUAAUGAGUUAUAUUUGGAGUCUGAGAAGAAGAAAUCGGAGUGUGGUGAAGUUAAGAAAACGUUUGAAACCCUAAUUGUGGAUUAUAAUAGAAUGUGUGAUAAACUAAACGAACGAAUUGAACCGAGUAUGAUAACCUACAGGAGGAAAAGAAAUGUAGGUGAUCAAAGGAAUAAGUGUGUUAAACUCGAUCGGGAAAUUGAAACUUUUAUGUGUGGGAAGAAAAGAGCAACCUUGUCGCGAAAUCAUGAAAUUGAAUUGGAAGACUGUAAAAUCAAGUGUCAUGGUUUGGCAGCAGAACUCAAGGGGAAGGAAAUGGAGUGUGUUGGGUUUGAGAGUACAGUGAAGAGCCUAAUGUUGAUCAAGGAUGCUCUAGAUGAGGAGAUUAAGGAAUACAGGGCCAGAUGUAUUGGAAUGGAAGAGAAAAUCACGGGUUUAAUUGAAGAACGGAAGGGUAUGUUUCAAAGAGAGAAGAUGGCAUUGGAAAGAAUUGGUUACUUGGAAGAGGUGGCGAAGAACAUGAAGAGUGAUAAAACAGAAAGAACAAGAAACUUGCGAAAUGAAGUUUCUCGUGGGUAUAUACUGAAGAAAUGUGUGAGAAAAAAAACUUGCAGGACAAUUGGCAGUAGUGUCACUCACUUAACUAAAGCUGAAAUGAUUUGUACUUCUGCUUUUCAACCUAGUAUCUAUCCUUCUCCAGUUCAAGGAAACAUAGAAGAUAUACAUGUCGCAGGUACUAUGGAGAUCAGUGACAGCGAGGAUACCAAAACAUCCUUGUAACAUUAAAGGUGCCGAAAUAGAUCAUUUAUCAACUGACUAAACCUCAAACCAUCCUAGAAGUAUCUAAAGAGGCAAUUGAUAAUUCAGAGAGAUGCAGUGCAGAAUGUGAAAGCCUUUGACAAGGAUAUCAACUGCCGAAGCUUGAAGAAGCAAUGCUCUUCUUCCAAUAUAUCAACAGUUCUAAUUGAAGGGUACUAAUGACAUUUACAAGCCCUAUAAUCCCUGACGAUAUCUGGGCCCCAUUGGAUUCCUGUAAAUUGCUGGAAUACUUGCAUCAUUAUACCAUAACGUCUACUAGAAGGUUGUGUAAGUUUGGAGAUCAAACUCUGAGCUUGAUGAUAUUCCUCGUCAACACUUUUUGUUCGUCGUAUUUUCUCAAGGAUUCAGAUUUACGAUUGAGAAGGUGAAGAUUCAGAUUUACGAUUGGUGUGUAGGCACAAAUGUUUUUGAUGGCAUUUCUUUAAACCAGGUGAUUAACAACUGGGAGGGUGUUCUAGGUCCUGUGUAGUGUUUUAUUUUUCAACUCUUGUUUUUACAACAAGUUGUGGUUUUUUGUGUCUCUAUUAUAACUGAGCACUCUCUGUAACUUGUAGCUUCUCACCAUCUUGGUGGUCAAGCAACUUUUUUCUUAAUACAUUGCCCUUUGCGUCAA